Molecule: messenger RNA, 953 nt
Organism: Asparagus officinalis (garden asparagus)
Lineage: Eukaryota; Viridiplantae; Streptophyta; Magnoliopsida; Asparagales; Asparagaceae
Product: probable peroxygenase 5
Exons: 6
Coding region: 73-753 (226 amino acids)
Molecular function (GO): monooxygenase activity; calcium ion binding
Source: RefSeq, a predicted model, not a curated record
AGGGUAUCGACGUCUGAAGGGCCCCCGGUCCCGUCCAAUCCCCAUUUCGGUUAUUUUUGCUCGAUCGCUUCGAUGUCGAACCGAUUCCUUCCCUUUUUCUCUCUCACUCUCCUCCUCCUCUCUCCGGCUUCCUCCUCCUCCCCCUCGUCGAUGGCUCCCUCGAAACCUUUUGCCGUAAAAGAGGAGGAGAUGACGCCGUUACAGAAGCACGUGGCUUUCUUCGACAGGAACAACGACGGACUCAUCUAUCCUAACGAAACUUACCAAGGUUCGCGAGAGGAUGAAAAAGAAACAGUUGAAGCUAAUACAUUUAGCAAUCAUUAUGUUCGUAAACUUCAGAUGUUUGUUUGUAAUAUAAGACUAAAACUAAAGGUCAACCAGGGAACUUUCACAUCUCCCCUUCUUCCCAUUUAUGUAAAAAAUAUCAAGAAAGGCAAGCAUACUAGUGAUUCUGGCGUUUAUGACUCCGAGGGGAGGUUUGUUCCUGAAAAAUUCGAGGAGAUUUUUCAGAAGCAUGCUCAUACUUACCCUACUGCACUAACAUCGGACGAGUUGGAUGAGAUGCUCAAGGCAAAUCGUGUUCCUGGCGAUAAGCAAGGAUCGCUCGCAGCUUGGACAGAGUGGAAGAUCCUGUACUCUCUUUGCAAGGACAAGGAUGGAUUGCUUCAAAAGGACACCGUUAGAGCUGUCUAUGAUGGAAGUUUGUUUGUGAAAAUGGAGGAGGAGGUAUCUUCUUCUAAAAAGAAAGCUUGAUUGAUUUUUAAUUUGCUGAGGUUGAUGGUCUUAACUACUGCUGAAGGUGCUUGCUUGUUUGUAAUUGGUGUGGCUUGAAUCUGAGUGUUGAUUGAUCAUAGGUGUACAUCAAAGUGUAAGAUGCAACUAUAUGCCUGUUUUCAUACAGUGGGAAAUAAAAUUGAGAAAAUAUAGCCAUGAAUUAUUUGAUGAUCGAGUUU